Messenger RNA from Lodderomyces elongisporus, 258 nucleotides. RefSeq names its product Dpm2p (gene DPM2). The coding region runs from base 1 to 258 and encodes 85 amino acids. Gene Ontology annotation, molecular function: enzyme regulator activity. Lineage: Eukaryota; Fungi; Ascomycota; Pichiomycetes; Serinales; Debaryomycetaceae. The transcript is spliced from 2 exons. Gene Ontology annotation, cellular component: dolichol-phosphate-mannose synthase complex; endoplasmic reticulum membrane. Gene Ontology annotation, biological process: GPI anchor biosynthetic process. The record is from RefSeq and is a predicted model, not a curated record.
AUGGCUCUCGAUAAAUUACUAGGACUUGGAAUGCUCGCGGUAGCUGCCUUUGUAUUUUCAUACUAUACAACAUGGGUAUUUGUCCUCCCCUUUGUUGAUGACGCGUCACCAAUCAACAAAUUCUUCUUACCAAGAGAUUAUGCAAUUAAGUUGCCAUUCUUGCUUUUGCUAAUUGCUGGACUUGGUGUGGGUACAUUCAUUGGCAAAGUCUUGAUCAAGAAUCUGCAGAAACAAAAGAGUAAGAAAAAGGCACAAUAA